CCUUCUUCGCCUGGGAGCCGGGAGGAGAGAGGAGGGGGUGCCUUCAUUUUGGAAAGGGGGAGUCAGCUGGAGGGAAGGAGGAGGAGGAGGAGGAGGCUGCUCUCUCUCUCUCUCUCUCUCUGCCUUUGACCAGAAGGGUAGGUAAGACAAUGAAGCAAUAGAGAUGCUUCCCUUUGUGUUCGUCGCCUUGGGCGCGGUUGAGACUACCUGCAGGUCCUCCAGCUGCAGCAACAACAGCACCAAGGACUACUGCUACAGCGCCCGCAUUCGCAGCACUGUGCUGCAGGGCCUGCCCUUCGGAGGGGUUCCCACUGUUCUCGCCCUUGACUUUAUGUGUUUUCUUGCACUACUGUUUGUUUUUUCCAUUUUACGUAAAGUGGCCUGGGAUUAUGGGCGUCUGGCAUUGGUGACUGAUGCUGACAGGCAACGGCGUUGGCAGCAGGAGCGAGAGGAACGGGAAUAUGUGGCGUCUGCCCUACAUUCUGACAGCCAUGAUCGCUACGAGCGCCUCACUUCUGUCUCCAGCUCUGUGGACUUCGACCAAAGAGACAAUGGCUUCUGCUCGUGGUUGACCGCUAUCUUCAGGAUAAAGGAUGAUGAGAUCCGAGAUAAAUGUGGGGCUGAUGCAGUCCAUUACCUCUCUUUCCAACGGCACAUCAUAGGACUGCUGGUUGCCGUGGGUGUCCUCUCCGUAGGCAUUGUGUUGCCUGUGAACUUCUCAGGGGACCUGCUAGAGAAUAACCCCUACAGUUUUGGUAGAACAACUAUUGCCAACUUAAAUUCAGGGAAUAAUCUCUUAUGGCUGCACACAUCUUUUGCCUUCUUGUACCUGUUGUUGACGGUAUACAGCAUGCGCCGCCACACCUCUAAGAUGCGCUAUAAGGAGGAUGACUUGGUGAAGCGAACCCUAUUCAUCAAUGGCAUUUCAAAGUAUGCUGAACCUGAGAAGAUCAAGAAGCAUUUUGAGGAAGCCUAUGCCAAUUGCACAGUGCUGGAGGCACGUCCUUGCUAUGAUGUGGCCAGGCUGAUGUUCCUUGAUGCGGAGAGAAAAAAGGCAGAGCGUGGGAAAAUCUAUUUUACCAACUUGCAGACCAAGGAGAACAUCUCAUCCAUGAUCAACCCCAAGCCCUGUGGCCAUCUCUGCUGUUGUGCAAUCAAAGGAUGUGAAGAGGUGGAGGCCAUAGAGUACUACACUAAACUGGAGGAAAAGUUGAAAGAGGACUAUAAGAAGGAAAAAGAAAAGGUGAACGAGAAGCCAUUGGGCAUGGCCUUUGUCACGUUCCAUAAUGAAGCCAUUACAGCCAUAAUACUGAAAGAUUUCAAUGUGUGCAAAUGUCAGGGCUGCAAAUGCCGUGGAGAACCCCGAGCUUCAUCCUGCAGUGAGUCUCUCCAUGUCUCCAAUUGGACGGUUUCAUAUGCACCUGAUCCUCAGAACAUUUACUGGGAACAUCUGUCCAUCCGUGGCUUUAUCUGGUGGUUCCGCUGCCUGAUCAUCAAUGUGGUGCUCUUCAUCCUGCUCUUCUUUCUCACCACUCCUGCCAUCAUCAUCACCACUAUGGACAAGUUCAAUGUCACCAAGCCUGUUGAGUACCUGAAUUCCUUACUUCACAUUGAGAGAUAUAUGAUAUUUCUCCUGAAAAAGCUGUUGAAUAUACUAAUACCUGUACUGACUUUUCACUGCUUAUCUGUUUAUAAUAUCUAUGUUACUAGGUCUGGAGAGAAUAGAACCACCAUGCACAAAUGCUAUACUUUCCUCAUCUUUAUGGUCCUUCUGCUGCCAUCACUGGGCCUUAGCAGUCUGGAUGUAUUUUUCCGUUGGCUGUUUGACAAAAAAUUCCUGGCUGAGGCUGCUGUGAGAUUUGAGUGUGUGUUCUUGCCAGAUAAUGGGGCUUUUUUUGUGAACUAUGUCAUUGCCUCUGCAUUCAUUGGGAAUGCCAUGGACUUGCUACGUAUUCCUGGCCUGCUGAUGUACAUGAUCCGGCUCUGCCUUGCUCGCUCAGCUGCUGAGCGCAGGAAUGUCAAACGGCAUCAAGCCUAUGAAUUCCAGUUUGGGGCUGCAUACGCCUGGAUGAUGUGCGUCUUCACUGUAGUAAUGACCUACAGUAUCACCUGCCCCAUCAUUGUUCCCUUCGGUCUGAUGUAUAUGUUACUAAAGCACCUGGUGGACAGGUACAACCUCUAUUAUGCUUAUCUUCCAGCCAAGCUGGAUAAGAAGAUCCACUCAGGUGCUGUGAACCAGGUGGUGGCAGCACCUAUCCUAUGCCUCUUUUGGCUUCUCUUCUUCUCUACUGUGCGCACAGGGUUCCUGGCUCUCACAUCCAUGUUUACUUUUGUGGUUCUUGUCAUCACAAUUGUGAUCUGCUUGUGUCACGUCUGCUUUGGACACUUCAAAUACCUCAGUGCUCACAAUUACAAGAUUGAUCACACGGAGGUGGAUGUUGUGGAUGGAAGGGAAAAUGGACGGCCUACCACCAACCAUCCGCCAGCUCCUAAAUCAGCUAAGUAUAUUGCCCAAGUACUGCAAGAUUCUUCACCAGAGGGUGACGCAGCUGAGUCCGAGGAGCAAGGGUCCCAAGACGAGGAGCUCAUCAACCCAAAUGGCAUUAACGAUACGGAUUUCCAGUCAUGCGAGGACAGCCUGAUAGAGAACGAGAUCCACCAUUAGGAAUGUGGAAAAAUGCAAGCAGGGCAGGGGAGUCUCAUGAGCUGGCGAGGCUGCUGCGCACUGUGUGUAUGUGUUCUGUGUGAGCGAGUGAGAGAGAGAAAGGCUAAGGAAAUGGAGAAAAGAGGAGCAUAAAUCAGGUACCCACCACUGCUCCUUCCUCACCCACCUGGCUCCUGUAUUAGUGCUCAUUCCAAGUUGGUAAUCAGACCUCCAUUCCCUGUCUUUCCUAUCCCUCUUCUCUCUGUGUCCUCUUCCUUUGCGAUGGAAGGUGAAUUUCUCUUACAAGCUACCUACCCCUUAACAACUUCUGGAAUCCACAAACCCAAAACAGAGGAGAGGAAAUGACCACAUAUGUUGCAGCUCCAGUGUAACAGGGAGAGGAGCAGAAGUGAGGACAAACAGCCUGGAUGUUUCCAAGUGGCAAAAGGUCCUCCUUUUCUUUCUCCUCCUCCAGGAAACACAUGUGCCAUCCUCCCUGCUCCUGUUCUCCUAUCCCUUGUCUAGAACCUUGAACACUAAUAAGGUGUUAGAUUUAAAAGAAAGCAGAGCUUUAAUCAAUCAUGGUACCGUUUUUUCCCCAAACAAAAGGGGUCUGGCUUUGAACUUGUCUUGAAUCAGUGAUUCCAGCCAAGCAGAGCUGUUUUUAAAUCUAUGUAUAAAUUUCAUACAUGCUUAUGCAUCAGUGAGCGUUUUGUCUCCAGUGCCCAAGAAACAUUGCUGGAACAGCUAUGGUUUCAGUCAUUCUCAUCUCUCCAGCAAAGGCUGCUCACAUUACAGUCUAGAGCCAGAGGGAUUGUACAGAAAAGGACCCUGCUGCCAUGAAUGCGACCCAAUGAAAGCCACGACGAGAGUGCUACCCAGUGCCAGUGUCUGCCAGUGAGCAGCUGCCAGUGGCAAAUGCAGCUCCAGUGGCAAAACAAGCCCCUUGCAGGGCGAGGGGAAUGCCAAGAGUUGGCAAGGAAAAUUGUCCAUCCAGUAAUCCUCUUCUUCCUCCACCUCUUCCCAGCACAAACCAACUACAUGGUAGCCCAUAUCGCGCAAUGCCAGGGGUUUCCAGUCUGGGGCACAGUGCAGCUUGGGCUCUGCAGCAUUUUUGCACAUUUGUUUUACCUUUAAACCUGACUAAAACCCAAACACUCUCUUUGUCUUGUCUAAUUUUUAGGGAGGCAGAAGAGGGGAAGGGUUGGUUUUUGUACAGUUUGCUAUAGAGGGAGAGACCACUGAAUCCCAGGGGCUGUGAAGCUUCUGAGCUCAUCCAGUUUCACCUCUGAGCCUUGCAUGAUACCUCCUGUGCAUUCCAUCACAGGCAUCUGGCUCCACUCUGUUUCUCCCAUCCUGUUGCUUGCAUGCAACUCCAAGGAACCACCUUCUGACUCAAGGUUUUGUUGUCUCCUGAGUUUUUUCUUCAAGGAUUCUUCAGGCUUUGUCUUCAAACUCACAUCUCACCACUGCAUUUGUCUCUUUGACACAAAAGGUUGGGAGGAGUCCUAAGUUCAGUCAUAAUAGGCCAUUAUUUAUUUCUGAAUUGACAAAUAGAUUGUCUUAAAUUUCUGUGGGCCCUUUCAAUAAAUCUGCUUGUGAAGGUGCUUUCAGCCUCGCUGGGAGAGGACAAAUAGAUGUAGGUGUUAGAGCAGCUGUCUUGCCUCGAAUAAUGUUUCGUGGGGCUUACAGGAGACAUGCCCUUUUACUUCUGUUGGAGACCCAGGGCUUAUACAGACUGGGGUGAAUCAACUCCAUGAGUUGAAUCCUCUUCUCAGACCCAGAAGGAAGGCUCAGUUGCUGCUGCUAGCUGUCUUAAUUUUUGCCUUCCCUUCCUCUCCACUGUGCUCUUCUUUGUCUGCAAAAAGCCAUCCUUGAGGGAUGCUACCAGUAUUACCCAGAAGCAGAGACCCAUCUGCCUCCAAAUAGGAGACAAGGAGUCUUUCUUUAUUCUAGCUAAGGGCUUGAAGUGUUUUUACAGACAUUAAUGAAUCAAGUCUCUCUAACACUGAGCAAGGCUGAGGCACCCUCAUAUGAGGCACCCCGUAGUUAAAAGGAGGGAGCUGACAUACAGAAAGAUGAAGCUUAGUCAAGAUUGGAUACAUAACAAAGAGUCAGAAAUGUAGCCAAGAAGCCUCUUUGCUUAUAACUUCUUGACCUGGGAGAAGGAGCUGGACUUCAUGCUCCCUUCUAGGAGAUGUGAGAAUCUGAGGAUGCCCUCAGGAGCUGAGCCAUGGCUCGUGGUGGGUUUUCUUUUGCAGUGCUGUCUGGGAAUUAGUGGGGAAGGGGCGUGGAGGAGCCUGUUUGAACUAUCUCUCUCAUUUUUCCCUUGCCAUCGUCACCACACAUUCAGCCACACUGCUGCUGAAAUGCAUGUGGGUUUUAUUUUAAUUGUUUGUUCCAGGAUGUUUUUUCUGAUACUCUCUAGAAAUAGUAUGUGUUCCAUGCCAGGGUUUCCUCACCAUCUCUGUACUGUCCCCCUGGCACCAUAAUUUCUAAGCCCAGCCUCCACUUCCCUACCUGCAUCAGCCCCACAGCCUCAACUUGGGAUGGCUCUGAGCAAUCUGUACAUACAGCCACAGUACAGGGUUGGCUUACUUGGGUGGUUAAUGGAUGUGUUGGGUGCGGACCAGUGGUGCCACCCCACCCCCCUUGCAGGGAGCUGUGUUCUAACUGGCACUGUGUCUGUGUAGAGAUGUGUAUAAUACCCUGUAUAUAUUUGUGUAAAAAAGAGAAAAAGAGGAACUUAUCAUA
Molecule: messenger RNA, 5398 nt
Organism: Sceloporus undulatus (fence lizard)
Lineage: Eukaryota; Metazoa; Chordata; Lepidosauria; Squamata; Phrynosomatidae
Gene: TMEM63B
Product: transmembrane protein 63B
Exons: 23
Coding region: 164-2665 (833 amino acids)
Cellular component (GO): plasma membrane
Molecular function (GO): calcium-activated cation channel activity
Source: RefSeq, a predicted model, not a curated record